Messenger RNA from Gymnodraco acuticeps, 2343 nucleotides. RefSeq names its product beta-taxilin-like. Bases 110 to 1990 code for a protein of 626 amino acids. The record is from RefSeq and is a predicted model, not a curated record. Lineage: Eukaryota; Metazoa; Chordata; Actinopteri; Perciformes; Bathydraconidae. The transcript has 11 exons. Gene Ontology annotation, molecular function: syntaxin binding.
GUCAGGUUAUUUUGGGGGUCAGCUGUCGUUGUGCCGUCAGCAGGAACUCCUCCUCCUCCUUUCAGUCUCUUCUUCACCUCCUUCGCUCCACUGAUCCUGCAAUCUGAGCAUGGAGACGGUGAAAGCUGAGCAGUUGGUGCCCCCCCCGGCUAAGGAAGCUUCUCUUGCAGCCUCCUCCUCCUCCAACAACCCUAUGGACGAGUACAAGAGGCGGCUGGAGAAGAUCCUCAGCUCCCACGGCUCUGCGUCCGGCCUCCUGGACAAACAGAGUUUGAUGGAGGCAGAGGAGGAAAAGAUGAAGGCGGAGCCGAAAGAGGAACUUCCCGUUGCCAUGGAGAAAGAGGUGUGUCUCAUCAUGAAGAGUCUGAGCAAGGGCUCUUCUCCAGCCAAGAAACUGGAAGAGGUGGUCAGGAAAUACGCCGAAGUGGCGGUGCAGCGGCGCGGCGAUGAGAGGAAGGUGUGUGUGUUGCAGCAGCAGAUGUCCAUGCUGCUGGAGGAGAGCCGAGGCAGCGCGGCGGCUCGCAGCGAGCUGGAGGCGCUUUGUAGAGAACUGCAAGGACACUACGACACACUGAGGGAGGAAACCCUGAAACGCUGCAGGGGCGACGAGGAGAAACGGUCUGAAAUCACCAGCCACUUCCAGAGCAUGCUGACAGAAAUCCAGUCUCAGAUCGAGACGCACAGCACCCGAAACGACAAGCUGUGCCACGAGAACAGCAACCUGACCGACAAACUGGAGGGCCUGAUGUCCCAGUGCGAGAUGAGAGAGGAGAGUUUGGAGAAGAUCAACAAUCACCGCGACCUGCAGCACAAGCUGACCGAAGCCAAACUGCAGCAGGCCAACGCUCUGCUGACCGAGGCCGAGGAGAAGCACAGGAGAGAGAAGGAAUACUUACUGGUUCAGGCUGCUGAGUGGAAACUUCAGACUCAGACACUCAGGGAACAGGGGAACUUGAUGCAGGUGCAGCUGACCCUGUAUGCCCAGAAGUUUGAUGAGUUUCAGGCGACGCUGUCCAAAAGCAAUGAAAUCUACGUCCGCUUCAAGAGCGAGAUGGAUAACAUGUCAGACAAGAUGAAGAAAAUGGACAAAGAGUCAACUCUGUGGAAGACGAGGUUUGAGAACUGCAACAAGGCUCUGAAUGAUAUGAUUUCUGAGAGAACCGACAAAUGCAGAGAGUACGACAUUUUCGUCCUGAAAAUUAAUAAGUUGGAGAGGUUGUGUGACGCCCUCCAGAGGGAGAGGGGAAUGCUCUAUGAAAAGAUCAAGCAAAUCAGCAAGAAUAACUCCAACGUCUCAAUAAAAAUCUUCGGUGACAAAUCUUCUGACCUGAGCCCUUUUGAGCAACAGGAGCUCCAUGAGAUCGGGAUUGAGGACCCGGUCUUGACGGAGGAUAUGUCUCGUCUGAAGGAGGAACAGACAAAGCUGCAGGAGUUCGCCAACUCCCUGUUGAAUGCACCUGCCCAUAAUGAUGAAGAGGACAAUAAGGAGGAAGAAACAGAAGACGACUUGGUGGCUUCUGCGUUUGACCAUUUCCAAACCAAACCUCAGGUCAAGCAGGAGCAGGCGGUAGAUGUCAAGUCAGAGGAAUCAGUUGUGCCACAGUCAGAUAAAGUUACAGAGCCAGCAACGUCUUCACCAGUGGAGAAAACUUCUGAAGUGAUACCAACAGACACAAAACCAGACGUGGAAAAAGUCCCAACCCAGGUCAUGGUCAAAGAGGUGCAACCAGUCAAAGCAGAGGAGGAGAUCCUGACGAAACCUGCUGAACCAACGCCUGAGCCGGAGGAAGUCAAGAUCGAUCCACCGACAGCAGUAGUAGAGGCUAAGGUUGAGGCUGAACCAGUGAAAGAGCAGGACGUCCAGGCUGAACCAGAAGCCCCAGCAGCUCCACCCUCCAAAGACACACCGAAAACCGCUUCCAACGCCGAGUCCGCAAAGAAGCAAACCCCCAAGAAGAAGAAGAAGAAGAACGCCAAGAAUGCAAGCUAAGGUUUUAAAGGUGUGUGUGUGUGUGUUGUGUUAUUUGGGUAAAGUGUGUGUGCGUAGCUGAAAUCAAACGGUGCCUUUAGUUUGUCCCAAUUGUCACUUCUGUUGAGAUUCAAUGUUCUCAGAUGAGGACGGUCAAAAAACACUACAGUUGUAAUGUCUCGUUUGGCGUGGUGGAGAGAGAUGAGCUCCACGACAGAAUGACAACAUCUACAUUAUUAUUACAUGUUAUUAUGUUUUUGUCUUUUGCCAAAACAAAACUCCUUGGUUGGUGUCUGUGCCAGUAAACACCAGUAGUGCUGUGUCUCUUUUAAACAAAACAAGUGUCUCCAAUAAAGUCAUUUUAUGAAAAGUUA